UUCAUCAACUUCUCAUAAUGAUAUCUGAAAACAAUAGUAAGGCUAAAAAUCAAUCCGCAAAAUCGAACAAAUCCGUUAUGGAUGCGAAAAAGGAAACACCUGUAGGCAAAACAAAGGGCGACAAUGGACUCAGGAAACCCGGAUCCAACUGGGAAAGGUUCAAGAAUAUCUUGGAUGGACCAGACCCAAAAAACUCAGAUAAUCCUGUAGUUAAAGUGAAAAGAGCAAAGCGCACUUACAGGCCAUUUAAUCCGGAAACCGAAUGUGAGCCACAAGUUAGUCAGGUUCAAAAGCAGCAAGAAAUCACAAGUACGACUGCAGAGAAAAAAAAGCCAUCUGCGUACACAGGACUUACGAAAGCCAUUGGUAUUGAUUGUGAAAUGGUUGGAAUAGGCAAUGGUGGUGUUGAUAGUAUGAUAGCUCGCGUUUCUAUUGUAAACAAGAAUGGAUUUUGUGUGUACGAUAAAUAUGUCAAGCCUACAGAAGAAGUUACAGAUUUCAGAACUGCUGUCAGUGGUAUCAGACCUCAUCAUUUGGCUAAAGGAGAAUACUUCAAAGUCGUUCAAAAAGAAGUGGCUGAUAUUCUGAAGGGAAGAAUACUGGUUGGUCAUGCUCUGCACAAUGAUUUAGCAGUUUUGUUCUUGUCACAUCCAAAAAAGAGUCAGCGAGACACAUCGAGAUAUAAAUUUUUCAAAAAAAUAACCAAAGGCAACACUCCAAGUCUAAAAAAACUAGCGUCUGAAUUGCUCGGAAUAGAUAUACAAUCUGGUGAACAUAAUUCGAUUGAAGAUGCUCGAGCAGCCAUGCAGUUGUAUCAGUUGUACAAGAGAAAGUGGGAGCUCGAGAUAAAAAAAUGAUUAUGAUAGUUGUCUGUGCUAUUAAUUUGUGUUAAGUUAUUAUGCUUGUUUAUUACACUUUAAAAAGUAUAUUUUUGAUUAAAAAAUUGACUAGCUACCUAAAGCAUGAAUCAAAGACUUAUUUUACCACGAACAUUGUAAAUAUAGAUUAAACAAAGGAAAAUGUAUUCCUAUCGGAAAAGGAAGACUGAGGGUCAACAGAUAGUGGUCAAAGAACCGCAAGCGUAAAGAUCUGAAACCUUGUCCGGUAAGGAAGGAAAAAUCGUGAUAUAAAAUAACACGCGAGUUUGUAUAUUGCUUUAGUCGCAUUGAGAAGCGGCUCAAAGUAACGCUGUUAAAAGUGAUCAAUCAAAAGUUAUAAUAAAGCUGUACAAAUAGUGUAUCCUUUCUUUUGAAAAUGUCAGCAACGCGUUAGCAUGAAAUGAACAGUUGAUUUUUUUUUUUCAUUGAAAUAAAAACAUAUUGUAAAUUCUUGUACAGCUCAGCACUUGAAAUACAAAUGAGAAAUUUGCGUAUGAGUUGAGAAUAUUUCAUUGCUUGAAUCCUACCAAUAAAGUGAGAAUUAUUACACAA
This is a messenger RNA of Copidosoma floridanum, 1430 nucleotides long. Its product is annotated as RNA exonuclease 4. The record is from RefSeq and is a predicted model, not a curated record. NCBI's taxonomy places the organism in Eukaryota, Metazoa, Arthropoda, Insecta, Hymenoptera, Encyrtidae. Gene Ontology annotation, molecular function: nucleic acid binding; 3'-5' exonuclease activity. Gene Ontology annotation, cellular component: nucleus. Gene Ontology annotation, biological process: rRNA processing.